Vicia villosa (hairy vetch) is the source of this 1263-nucleotide messenger RNA. RefSeq names its product F-box/kelch-repeat protein At3g23880-like. The transcript has a single exon. NCBI's taxonomy places the organism in Eukaryota, Viridiplantae, Streptophyta, Magnoliopsida, Fabales, Fabaceae. The record is from RefSeq and is a predicted model, not a curated record. The coding region runs from base 1 to 1263 and encodes 420 amino acids. Gene Ontology annotation, molecular function: protein binding.
AUGCAUGCUGUAAAAAUGAAUCUCCAUCCAUCUCACUCACAACAUUCCUCCAACACUUCACAAUCGCCGGUAUUCCUCCCCGAUGAGCUUGUAACUGAAGUACUUUCCUCCCUUCCUGUUAAAUCUUUUAUGCGAAUGAGAUGCUUGAGUAAGUUCUCUAAUUCUCUCUUUACCGAUCCUAUUUUCAUCAGAAUGCAUCUUCUUCGAAGUGCACGAAACCCCCACCUUGCACUUGUCACUAGCAAGACCAAAACUAUCGUACCCUUACCAAUAUGCCAUUUAUUCGAAAAUCCUCCGAUCACCCUUAGUGACGAGCCUCAUUACCUUAUCAACGAUGUUUGUUUAUAUCAAUCCAACAGCCGCGUCAUCCAUCGUGUUGUUGGUUCCUGUAAUGGAUUGAUCUGCUUUCUCACUUAUUCAAUUUUGCAUCAAGAUAUAACGUUUCGUUUAUGGAACCCAUCCACUAGAACAAUAUCUAAAACAUUAGGCCAUUUAGAUUUUUCAAUUGACAGGGUUAGUCAAGCUAGAUCUUUAAAGUUCGUAUUUGGUUAUGAUAAUUUAACCUCUACUUACAAGGUUGUGUUCCUAAAUUUUCAACUUCGCAAUACGAUAACCGAGGCAAAAGUUUUAAGUUCCGUUGAUAAUGUCUGGAGAAAUAUUCAAAAUUUUCCUGCGGCUCCACUUCAGUUCAAAUUUCGCUUCCACCCUGUUUAUAGCUUCCACCAUGACAAUGAUGGUGUUUAUUUGAGUGGCACUGCUAAUUGGUUGGGUGCUUUUGACUACGAGGUUAAAUCUCUUGAGAAUUAUGUUAUUAUUUCUCUUGAUCUGGGAACCGAGACAUACACGCAGAUGCAUCUGCCUCAUGGUUUUGUUGAAAUGCCUCGAGUAGACCCAACUAUUGGUGUGUUGAAGAAUCGUCUUUGUUUUUCUUAUGAUUUUAGACUAACUCAUUUUGUUAUAUGGCAAAUGAUGGAAUUUGGAGUUCAAGAAUCUUGGACACAGUUUCUUCAAAUUAGUUAUUUGGAUCUUCGAAUUAGUGUUUUGGAUUUUAUUCGACACAAUUUUGGAGAUAAGGAAAUUUUUAUGGUGCCAAUAUAUCUGUCAGAGAAUGAUGAUACGUUGAUAUUGGCUAGCAGGUUAGAAGAGCAGGCAAUUAUGUAUAAUAUGAGAGAUAACAGUGUCGAAAGAACUAGAAUUACGAAUAAAAUAAGAUGGUUCUUUGUCAAGGAAUAUGUGGAAAGCUUGGUUUCAACCUCUGAAUAG